AUGCUGGCUCUCAGUAUUAUCUUGUGUGUCCUAUUGGGCACGUCCUUGGCCUUUGCCAUAGUCGAGCUGGGCCUCUCAGCUUUCGUUGCCGCCGCAUAUUCUGGCACACAAAGAGUCACCACCUGGAGCGCAUAUUCGGGCUAUUCCUAUCGUCAAGUCGACGUGGAUCCUCCGGCUAUCCUGGUCUUCCUUGUUUUCUCUUCAGUUUGGACUAUCCUUGUGACAGUCGCCGCCCUAGUACUGCCCUGGUACUAUAAUCGCAAGGGUUUCGUGAGCGCAAAACUCAACACUGUCCUCGCCGCUAUCUUCGUGGCCACUUAUUUCGUCACUAUGGUAUUUUGGUUGGCAUGCUUCGCUGACCUCGCCAGUCUGCUUGGUGGUGCUACUAGUGUAAACCCCUACUACAAUGCCGUGCUUGCUUUUGGCGUGCUCCUUUGGCUGAUUUUUCUUGCCCUUGUCGUAUUCACCAUUCUUGCCAUGUGUGGCGUUUUGGUGUCUGACUGGGCUGGAUACCAGUCUGUCAAGAAGGAGAACGGGGGUGGUGUGUCCCAGACUAGCGCUGACCCUGCCCACCCAGUGCCGAUGAGUGCGAAUCCUAUAGUCCCACUGAAGCUGUGA
Molecule: messenger RNA, 618 nt
Organism: Penicillium mononematosum
Lineage: Eukaryota; Fungi; Ascomycota; Eurotiomycetes; Eurotiales; Aspergillaceae
Exons: 2
Coding region: 1-618 (205 amino acids)
Source: RefSeq, a predicted model, not a curated record